AUGCAGAAGAGUCCAUCUAUCACAUACUCAGCUGUUGACGCUGGAAACGCCGAACAUGACACCAUCGAAAAUAACGGAACGCAGGACGAUAGUAGUGAUACAUGUACUGUGUCGUCCCUAUCAGACUGCUCAGGGGAUGAGGCAUCUAGCGACGAGUACAACACAUUGGCAAAUGAAACUUGGUCCAUAGAGAAAGCAGAGGUCGAUAACCCUGCAGUUGUAUCACGCGCCGAAUUACCCGUAGCAGGCUGGCCAACCGAAGCGCGCGUCCUCCAUGGGGUAUCUGCUUGGCUGAUCGUGGGUAACAUACUGUUAUUUCUUUUACCCGUUCCUUUCCUUGUGCUUGCAAUCACAGCGGUUGGAUUCAAUUCAAAUCCGAUUUCUGAACGCGGUCAAAUGGUUCUACGCGCCAUGAACCUCGGACCUACAAUAUUCCCCCUUGUGUUCGCAAGUGUCAGCAGCUGUUGCUUGAGAAAUAUUGCGCUUAUCAGAAUUGAAUCGGGAGUAAGACUCCAGACGCUUGAAGAGCUGCUAAGUAGUCAAAGUGUGGUCUCCGCCAUAGCCUGCUUUGUGAAACUUCGCUCUGUAAACCUUCUGAGUAUUCUCCUUCUGAUAUUCUGGAUGCUAUCUCCGCUUGGAGGCCAAAGCUCUCUUCGCCUACUUUACGAGACAAAUUCAACCACGUCGACAAGCAACACGAUAUCAUAUUCCUCAUCCAAUGCGGUAUUUGAGCUUAACGAACAAACCGUUCACACUGCCAGUACUAUCAUGGCGGCGAACCUAAUAGCACCUGAUACAAUCAAGAAUGGCGCAUUCGAUCUUUGGGGUGAUGUCAAGGUCCCAAGGAUUGAUUGGACUAAGAUUGACAACGACAGCACGACAGCAAUGGUCACCCUUGGAAGUGGCUCUGCCGCCAAACGUAACGAAUUUACCUCAUGGACAGGCGUCAAGAUAAGAGAUGUUAAUCCUAGUCGGCGGUAUCAAUUCGAUAUGAAAUACGACUAUAUAGAUCUCACUUGUACCCCGCAUCUAUCAUCAAGGAAUCCAGUUGAUAUAUUGGCCUAUCUGACCCGAUCAGACAUACAUACUGGUCCUUUCGACCCACCUGAAGACUCGGCAGCCAGUAUCAUUGCACAAGACGCAAUAAUGGAAGCGGAGGGCAUGAUCUUCAACAGAACGGUCAAAGCGUAUGGUGUGCACGUACCUUCGCCACGACCAGCAGCUACUUUCUUCAGAUAUGCUUACAAUAGUACAAAUCAGAAGGAGAAAAAUACGGAAACAGCCUCAUAUUUGACCUACUUUCUAUAUGGAGCUCGGUACACGUCCUUAGGUCCCCAAGUCUUCCAGUGCUUGCCGACCUAUUACCACUUAGAGGUGGGUGUUCGAUGUCAACCGAACAGCCAAUGCAAUAUCUUCCGGAUGCGACGGAUACCACCUGUUGUAACAACUCAUAGUAUACUCGAGGGGAAGAACGAAAUACCCUGCCACGCAAAUCUCGGAAGCCUCCCGUGUCUCCUUCUCAACACGAAUACUCUGAAAUUCUUCAUUGAGUGGUGGGCUACCAUACUCUCGACUCCUACUCAGACCAAUGGAACUGAUCCGUACGACAUUUAUAUAGCCGCUUUGCAAGGUAAAGGCUUUGAAUUAGGAACAGCUGGAAGACUCUCACCACACUGGGACUCCAUCAAUGCGACCAAUCUAUCGGCUCGUCUCACACUAGCAUUUAAUACCUAUUGGCAGGCCAUUCAAUGGCAGGGGCAUACAAUGCUUACGAACACAUCCGAUGUUAUUCAGGAACCCUUGAUGGCAAAUGCAGGGUGCACUGAAGAAUCCGACAUCCUAAUGUAUCGAGUCAGCAUUCCGUGGAUCAUGGUUCUCGUGUUUACCACCCUCAUCCUUCUAACUCUUGCUACCGUCAAUCUCGUCGUGUCAUUCAUGAUUAUCGCACCCGAUUUGCUAGGAUACGUUUCAACGUUGACACGCUCGCCAGCCGGCAAAAGUCCAGUCGCCCCCUUUCACACUGAGACUGGGACUACACUGGAUGGCGCAGAACGGGAUAGACUGCUUAGGAACAGGAUUAUCUGUAUUGAAGACAUGAGUCCUGGAGCGGAAGUCGGAUACAUUGCAAUCAGGCUACAUUGCGAGAAUGCGGAGCGAUUGUGUGUCAGCCAACCCGAGAGACUGAGGAAGGGGAGGCUAUAUAUCUAA
Molecule: messenger RNA, 2208 nt
Organism: Cucurbitaria berberidis CBS 394.84
Lineage: Eukaryota; Fungi; Ascomycota; Dothideomycetes; Pleosporales; Cucurbitariaceae
Exons: 4
Coding region: 1-2208 (735 amino acids)
Source: RefSeq, a predicted model, not a curated record